UUGACACUUGUGGUUUGACGUCCGGCGAAAAACUGUAGCGACUUUAAUCUAAACAGAGGAGCGUUUGAUUAGCUGUCAUUCGUUUAAAGGGAAGGAAAUAAAUAAAUAAUCAGAGUAACAUGGUUUAAAAACCAGGUGAACGAAGUGUUGCUGUUACCUUUUUCAUUUUUCCUGCGGACUUCUCACUUUCAAGCAUGGAUGCGGAGGGCCCCCCGAUGCUUUGUGACCUCUGCUUGGCUCAGGUGUGCCGGAGCUUGAGCUCUCUGUGCAGCAUGCGAGCAGACGGCUCCAUGAGCCUCAUCUGGGCCCCGGUCUUCCCGCAGGAGACUGCUGACCAGCUUCUGAAUCACAUGGCAGCUAAAGAGAUACUGAAUGACACAACUGUUGGGAUUUUCCGAAACUGCAAAGAACUCCGUCUGCGCCGAGCUUCCAUUCGGAGCUGUCCACUGUCUGCAGAAGCUUUCCGCCUGGCUCUUUGCCCUCACCGGCUCCUGGAACUAGAUGCCUCCUGGGUCUCAGGUGGUCUUACUGGGGCUGACAUUGUCUCAGGCUUGGCCUCCAACCCAGAAUGCAGAUCCAGCCUGCAGAGGUUGUCCCUCAACGGUUUACGUCUGGACUGGGAGUCUAUAGAGGCAAAUGGUGGGAUCCAUGUUGGCUUCAGCUCCUUGCGGGGCCUUAGAAUACUAAACCUUGCAAACACAGACCUAAAUGAUGCUGCCCUUGAGGAUAUCUGCACUCUCCCUCACUUGGAGACGCUGGAUAUUUCUUGCAGUGCUAUCUCUAAGCUCACUGCACUUCUUGAGUGCAAAAACACCCUGAGAUCCCUAAUUGCCCACAGGCAGCGGCACCUGGAUAUGUCCCCUGCCCGGCUGCUCUUUGUCUUUAGCCAGCUUCAUGCUCUCAAGCAUCUGGACUUUUCAGAGGACCACUUUUCUGUGGAUGACAGCGAUGGAAGAGAUGGAGAUGAGACAGUGCGGCAGCUUCUGGAGGGGAGUCCCCAGGUCCUCCCAUCACUAGUUUCUUUAGAUAUCUCUGGCCGGAAGAGAAUCAGUGAAGCUGCAAUCAGAAGCUUUGUGGAAUCCAGAAGUGGACUGGUCUUUUUGGGCCUGCUAGCCACUGGGGUUAGCUCCUGUGACUUCUUUUCUACACAGAAAAGCCUAAAAGUAACAGGAGAGGCUGAUGAGAACCAGGUGUGUGAGGCACUCAGAAGGUACAGAGACCGCGAGUGUUUCAUACGAGAGGCCCUUGUCCAUCUCUACAGUCUAACCACCGACACUGACAAACCACAGCCAGACGUGCUGAAGCUGGUGGUGAGUGGUAUGCAGAGGCACCCCACCUCCUUGCACAUCCACCUGGUCGCCACAGCGUGUGUGUUCAACCUGACCACUCAGGAUUUGGCAGAGGCCAUGCCCAUCAGCUUGCUCAGCUCUACUGUCACCCAACUGUUAAACACCAUGAAGAAUUUCCCCAACCACCAGCAGGUGCAAAAGAACUGUCUGCUGGCCCUCUGCAGUGACUACAUCCUCCAGGAGGUUCCUUUUGACAAGUAUUUAGCGGCAAUGCUGGUGAUUAACUGGCUGAGCAGCCACGAGGAUCCGACCUUGCAGAGGAUGGCUGUGGCUGUCAUCUCCAUUCUGGUGGCCAAGUUGUCCACAGAGGAGAUGGCACAAUUCAGCAAGGAUAUCUUUAUAAUGAAGCAGCUGCUGGCUAUUGUGCAGCAGAAAGCCAUGGUUGGAGUUGUCGACUCCACUCUGAAGUUUGCCCUGAGUGCUCUGUGGAACCUGACAGAUGAAAUGCCAGUAGCAGCGCGCAAUUUCAUUGAGUGCCGGGGGUUGGAGCUGUAUGAGGAGGUUCUGGAGUCCUACUACACUGAACCUUCUAUUCAGCAGAAAGUUCUUGGCCUUCUGAACAACAUUGCUGAGGUGGAGGAGUUGCAGGCUGAUCUGAUGGAGGAGGACCUUUUGGAGCACAUUCUCAGCCUCUUGCAGGACUCUCAGGUGGAUGUGGGGGUUCGCUACUUUGCAGGGGGGAUACUGGCACACCUUGCUUCCAGACCAGAUGCCUGGACCCUGGAAAAUGAGUUGCGCAGCACCGUACUGAAGCAGCUGCAUGAUUCCAUCAUGACAUGGACCCAUCUUGAGAGGGAGAUGGUGUCUUACAGGUCGUUCCAUCCGUUUUGCCCUCUGCUUCAAACUUGUCAGCCUGCAGGCGUGCAGCUGUGGGCAGUCUGGGCCAUACAUCUGGUCUGCACUCAAAACACUUCACACUACAGCAGCAUGCUGGAGAAGGAAGGCCUGACUGAACUUCUGAAAGCUUUGGCUGCACAUCCCAGCACACACAGUGACAUUAAAGGACUAUCAGACAGCAUCUUGAGCAUGGUUGAGCAACAUCAGAUUCAUGCGAGAGCGUUCAACAAUCAGACGGCACCUCAAAGCUCUUGACAGAAGUGUUAAAAAAAGAAGAAUUUUACUUGAUUUGCUAUCUUUGAGCUAUAUCUGAAAUAUGCUAGAUAUAUAGUUGCAGAGAAAGCAGAGGCAGUAUCAAGGUGCAGACACUUAAUGCUAAUCCUCUGGAAACAUAUUUAAUAGAAUAAACCACAUAAUGCAUAAUUUUUAUUUCAUAUGGACAGUGUAUUUGCUUGAUGUAAAAAGUUAUUUGUGUUAUCUAUUUUUUAAACUGUUUACUUACGUUGAAACCAGAGUUGUUGUUUACAGAGCGAAUGUUCUACUUUGACAUGUGCACUGUUUUUAGUCUACAUUGAUAAUGGGCUGAACAGCAUAUAAGCUUAAUAAAAUGAACUGCAGCUAAAAAUGGAUUGACUUAAGGUUUUAAUUUCAAAACCUGUCACUAGGGGGUGCUUUAGUACUGUAUUUUUGGAACUGUUUUGCCCUUAACGUGUAUCUGUGUAAAUUAUUUAGGCACUAAAUGUACGGAUUCCAGGUCAUCAUCAUGUGAUAAGUGGCUAGGUACCAGCAGGCUUAACCUGCUGUUUAUCUGUUUUUCUCUCCUCUUCUUAUUUUUCUGUUCUCUCGCACACUGUCGCUCUCUCUGUCUCUCUCUGAAGCUGAAUUCAUUAUGUUUUAUGUAAUACAGCCGGAAGACAGAACUGCUUGUAGCCAUCGAGAGUGUCUAUUAUAAAUUGUUCUGUUAGUAAUUCCUUUUGAGAAGUGAAUUUAAAAAGCUCAUGUGAAUAUUUGACUUUUACCAGGCUGCUCAACCUUUUAAGUGUCAAUUUGCUUCGAUUCACCCGUUUUAAAUAAAUAAA
This is a messenger RNA of Pelmatolapia mariae (spotted tilapia), 3265 nucleotides long. RefSeq names its product protein zyg-11 homolog. Lineage: Eukaryota; Metazoa; Chordata; Actinopteri; Cichliformes; Cichlidae. The transcript has 14 exons. The record is from RefSeq and is a predicted model, not a curated record. Gene Ontology annotation, cellular component: Cul2-RING ubiquitin ligase complex. Bases 195 to 2441 code for a protein of 748 amino acids.